Messenger RNA from Choloepus didactylus (southern two-toed sloth), 5492 nucleotides. It is a transcript of the gene SV2B, whose product is annotated as synaptic vesicle glycoprotein 2B. The record is from RefSeq and is a predicted model, not a curated record. Bases 400 to 2541 code for a protein of 713 amino acids. Gene Ontology annotation, biological process: transmembrane transport; chemical synaptic transmission. Gene Ontology annotation, molecular function: transmembrane transporter activity. Gene Ontology annotation, cellular component: membrane. The transcript has 13 exons. Lineage: Eukaryota; Metazoa; Chordata; Mammalia; Pilosa; Megalonychidae.
UGGGCGCGGUGAUGCAGGUGUGAUACCGGCCGGCUCCUGCUUCCGCGGGGCUGCCGGGGCGGACGCUGCUCCUCCUGCGCAGUAGGCGGCCGCCCGCGGAUUUCCCACCCAGGGCAUGACCUUCAGUAGCAGAAAAACUCAGGCCAGCAAUCAAGCUGCCCAGUCCUGCUCGCACCUUGUCAAAGAAAACAGCUGGACCCAUUUCUAAUCAACACCUCCUGACACAAUACCUCUUGGUCACCAGAGGAGACCAGACUGGAGUUUGAAACUCUCUAAAGACUUCCAAUAGAUACUGAAUGCAAAAGGAUAUUUAGGUGGCCUUUGCAAAAAUCUAGUCUGUUUGAGAGACACCUAAGAAUUCACAUGAACGUAUUCCAUAUUUAAGCUUCUGCACAUAUCAUGGAUGAUGGUUAUCGAAAGAGCCCAAACCUCUACCACGGUGCGAGGGAUAUAGCUCGAGAGGUGACCAGACAGUCCCGGAACCAAGGAAUGGAUGACUACAAGUAUCAGGACAACUAUGGGGUCUACGCCCCCAGUGAUGGCUAUUACCGUGGCAAUGAGUCCAACCCAGAGGAGGAUGCACAGAGUGACGUCACAGAAGGCCACGAUGAGGAAGACGAGAUCUAUGAGGGCGAGUACCAGGGCAUCCCUCACCCAGACGAUGUCAAGACCAAGCAGACCAAAAUGGCGCCCUCCAGGGCAGACGGUCUCCGGGGCCAGGCGGACCUAAUGGCUGAGAGGAUGGAGGACGAGGAGCAGUUGGCCCACCAGUAUGAGACCAUCAUUGAUGAGUGUGGCCACGGGCGCUUCCAGUGGACUCUCUUUUUUGUCUUGGGCUUGGCCCUGAUGGCCGAUGGGGUGGAGGUGUUUGUGGUGGCCUUCGCCCUGCCCAGCGCAGAGAAGGACAUGUGUCUGUCCAGUUCCAAGAAAGGAAUGCUGGGGCUGAUUGUCUACCUGGGGAUGAUGGCAGGGGCCUUCAACCUGGGGGGCCUUGCUGACAAGCUGGGGAGGAAGCGAGUGCUCGGCAUGUCUCUGGCCAUCAAUGCCUCCUUCGCGUCCCUCUCCUCCUUCGUGCAGGGAUAUGGAGCCUUCCUCUUCUGCCGACUCAUCUCUGGCAUAGGUAUCGGGGGUGCGCUGCCAAUUGUCUUUGCCUAUUUUUCUGAAUUCUUGUCUCGGGAGAAGCGAGGAGAGCAUCUCAGUUGGCUGGGCAUCUUCUGGAUGGCUGGAGGCCUCUAUGCAUCUGUGAUGGCCUGGAGCAUUAUUCCACACUAUGGCUGGGGCUUCAGCAUGGGGACCAAUUACCACUUCCACAGCUGGAGAGUGUUUGUCAUCGUCUGCGCUCUGCCCUGCACCGUGUCCAUGGUGGCCCUGAAGUUCAUGCCAGAGAGCCCCAGGUUUCUGCUGGAGAUGGGCAAGCACGAUGAAGCCUGGAUGAUUCUCAAGCAGGUGCAUGACACCAACAUGAGGGCUAAGGGGUCCCCGGAAAAGGUGUUCACGGUUUCCAACAUCAAAACUCCCAAGCAAAUGGAUGAAUUCAUUGAGAUCCAGAGUUCAACAGGAACUUGGUACCAGCGCUGGCUGGUCAGAUUCAAGACCACCUUCAAGCAGGUCUGGGAUAAUGCGCUGUACUGUGUGAUGGGCCCCUACAGGAUGAACACACUGAUUCUGGCUGUGGUCUGGUUCACCAUGGCUUUAAGUUACUAUGGACUGACAGUUUGGUUCCCUGAUAUGAUUCGGUAUUUUCAAGAUGAAGAAUACAAGUCUAAAAUGAAGGUAUUUUUCGGUGAGCAUGUGUAUGGUGCUACAAUCAACUUCACCAUGGAAAAUCAGCUUCACCAACAUGGGAAACUUGUGAAUGAUAAGUUCACGAAGAUGUACUUUAAACAUGUACUCUUUGAGGACACAUUCUUUGAUGAGUGCUAUUUUGAAGAUGUGACAUCUACUGAUACCUAUUUCAAAAAUUGCACCAUUGAAUCAACCAUCUUUUAUAACACAGACCUCUAUGAGCAUAAGUUCAUCAAUUGCCGGUUUAUCAACACCACCUUUCUGGAGCAGAAGGAGGGCUGCCACAUGGACUUUGAGCAAGACAAUGACUUCCUGAUUUACCUCGUCAGCUUCCUGGGCAGCCUUUCGGUCUUGCCUGGGAACAUCAUUUCUGCCCUGCUCAUGGAUAGAAUCGGAAGGCUCAAGAUGAUCGGUGGCUCCAUGUUAAUCUCAGCAGUCUGCUGCUUCUUCCUGUUUUUCGGCAACAGCGAGUCGGCGAUGAUCGGCUGGCAGUGCCUGUUCUGUGGGACCAGCAUCGCGGCCUGGAACGCGCUGGAUGUGAUCACCGUGGAGCUGUACCCCACCAACCAGAGGGCAACAGCCUUUGGCAUCCUCAAUGGAUUAUGCAAAUUUGGGGCCAUCCUGGGAAACACCAUCUUUGCUUCUUUUGUUGGGAUAACCAAAGUGGUCCCCAUCCUUCUGGCUGCUUCUUCUCUGGUGGGUGGUGGCCUGAUUGCCCUUCGACUGCCUGAGACUCGAGAACAGGUCCUGAUGUGAGCAACCCAUGGGGGAAGGAAAGGUCUGAAGAACCUGUCCAGGACACCUUAAAUGCACCCACACUUCCUGUCUAUUGCUGUCUAGAGGACACAUUGGAUAGCACAGAAGGAGAACUUGAUUUUGUGACUCCUAGCUUAGGACCCAUUUCCCUGUCAACAUGUUUGUAACUCAGGUGACUGAUUUGGGGAUGCCCUGAGCCACCCUUAGAAUCGUGGCGCUGUGUGGUUGGCUUUGGGUCUCCACAGCCCAAGAAGGCACUGGAAAGAAAAAUAACACUCUCUAAUGUGUGCACACACUAAGCAAGGUGUGUGCAUGUCCCCCAGUGAAGGACAAGGACCUCUUUGUAUUUCAAAAUGAUGUUGAAGGUGAGAAACAUGCAAGCUCCUCCACAGAGCUCCUCAGAGCCCAAUGACCUGACAAACUGACUUGACUGGAUGUUGGAUUCAUCAUGUGAACAUAGUGGUUGGAGUGUAGGAUACAUAUAUUUUUGCAUUUGAAAGUAUCAUCUAUCAUAGUUUCCCUUUGAAAAUCAGCACGUUAGCAUUGACGAUACUCUGAUAAAGAAAACCAAAUAUUUGAGCAAUCUCCAUAGAGGCCGACUUUCUCCUCCAAGUGACCUAAGCUUUCCAUGAUGAUUGGAUGGUAAAUUUUAGAAUGAUAUUUAUUCCUGUUUUGCUCUAUCAAAGAAACUUAAUGGGGUAGGUAUUCUGUGAACUAAAUUUGCAUACAACUAUAUUUUGGAUUUCAUUUCUAGAAAUGGUAACUGCAAACAUGUCCCAGCGUGUUAGCCAUAUUUUGGGAGGACUUGGUCUUUGAGGUCUCAGGAAACUCGGCGUCAUCAAAGGAAAUGCAAGCACAACUUCUUAUAGCCAUUUAAUUUGCUGUCGGGAGGAGACAUUUAGCAAACUCGUGUUGUACAGUUCAUUUAAUCCACUUUUUUCCUGUAGGUGGAGUAGUUAUUUUUCUCUCGUACACAGAUCACUUGUGAAACUCAAGUUCACUGUCUUCAAUACUGGCAUUUGACUUUGCUACAAAAACAAUACAAGCUGUGUGUGGUGGCCGUGAGUGCUCUCUUUGUUGGCGAGAACAAAACACUGUGGACAACGUGGGGGAUGGAGGGAGCGGGGGGAGGGGGUAAAGCACAGCCAGAGUUCUUCAAUAUGUAAAGUCUUUCUAUUUGUUCUAAAACACAAUCCACAUUUGUGAUAACUGGUCAGGUCCAAUGGGAAAGCUAUACUCGGUGUCCCAGGUUCCAGGCUUUUGCAAUAGAUGCCGUUGGCAGGGGAAGUAGGGAGUCCCAUGGAUGUCAAAUUUGUUUUCCUUCAGUGCUCCAAGAGAACUCUUUCCUGAGAACCCAGCUGGAAUAUGAACGGGUUUGGGGUGGGAUGGAGGGAAGAAUUAUCUAGGACAGACUGCCCUGGCAAGGGCCAGCAAUUGAUUGAAAUCUUGACUGCAUAGAACUGUCUUGCAAUGGGAGGGACAGUGGGGUAUGAGCUCCUGCCCCUGGAGGUGACCUUGCCGUGGACAGGUGAACCCUGGUCUGCAGUGACUAGUCCUCUGAGUUGAUUUGCAGUGCUCUCAAUGGCUGUAAAGUGCCAUAUCUUCCCUACCGGAAAUCUCCAGACAUUUCAAUUAGAAUGAUCAGGGCUGUGUCGAGUGUUUUCUCUGUUUUGGAGAAACACUUAGGUCCUGUGAUAGCUUCGACCACCUCUCUGUUUUUCUCUUGAGUAACAGGUUGGGGGGAAGAGUAAAUUUAUGAGAACUCUCCACUCUCAAUAUGAGAUCCGUUUUAAUGGUUGAAAUGUUUACUUUGCUUCCCUAGUCCCCCAUUGCUUCAUUCACCUUUUCUUUUGUUUCUGUUUUUUCUUGAACAGGGAAGAGAGACACAUAAACUCUGAUUUAUUGAUUUGAAACUCUGAUUCUUUCUGAUUUCCUAUAUAUAAAAAUAUGUUUAUAUAUCUAUAUGAAAUGCUGUGUAAUAAUAUCUCUCCCAGUGUUUUAUAGGAGUUACCUAACAUAAAUGCUGUGUUGAUAAUAAGAGGCCUGAUGUAAUAUAAUUGUAAUAUACUUGCCAUUUUCUUGUGAUAGGAUAUACAUUGACUAGCUUCAUAAAAGAGAAUUGUGUAAACCUAGGAUUACUGUAUCUCUUACAGCAUUAUUCUUCAGUGGGAUAAUACAAUCCAGUGAGUAACUAUGACUUAGACAAUUUGUAAGUCAGUUAGAGUUUGCAUUUCUAGUUAAGAUGGAUCUUGUAAAUCCAAAAUUUGAUGAAGUUUUGAGUGUUGGGAGUGGCUCCAAUAAUUUGGGGAUUAACCCCAUUUGGUUUCCAAGCUCUAACUUCUGCAUUAUCUUUAUGACUCCUUAAACCAACCAUCUAAAAAACCAAAGGCAAUUCCCAUCUCAUCCAUCAUACAGGCCCUUGUAAAGGAUGCAGUUGUCCUCUGCAGCCUUCCGCUGUGAAGGAUUAACUGGCAAUGGUGCCUGGCCACUGCUUAAACGCUAUUGCUCCUGCUGAGAUAAAUGCUUCUUUAAAAAUAGUCUCUGUGGCAGGUUCUCGGGCGGGGGGAAUGAUGUACCGCACUCCUGGCCGUCCAGUUCUUUUUCAUUUCAUGUUCCACCCUAAGAAACUCCUGAUGGCAUCCCUGGAGGGUUAAAGGGAUAAGGUUCUACUUUGUUGAGCAAAUCUGUUCACAGUUCAUGAUGUAUUUUAUGAUGCUCAGUUGGGGAGUAGUCGCUUUUAAUGGUCUCAACUGUAUUGUGUCAUCUCUGAUGCUGAAUUUUGAUCUUUUGUUUUAUUGAAAAUGAUCAGUGAAAGGAGUGUGCCUAUGUGUGACGUUUAUAGCACAUUAGCCUGAGAUCAUGUACAAAAUAACCCCAUUCCCAUGCUUCCUUGUACCUUGUGUUAGCUCAUUAAUAAUAAUAAUAAACAACCUUAAACAAACCUUUAAGAA